This is a messenger RNA of Suillus bovinus, 1543 nucleotides long. Its product is annotated as aquaporin-like protein. Gene Ontology annotation, cellular component: plasma membrane. The record is from RefSeq and is a predicted model, not a curated record. Gene Ontology annotation, biological process: glycerol transmembrane transport; water transport. The coding region runs from base 470 to 1543 and encodes 357 amino acids. Lineage: Eukaryota; Fungi; Basidiomycota; Agaricomycetes; Boletales; Suillaceae. Gene Ontology annotation, molecular function: glycerol channel activity; water channel activity. The transcript is spliced from 11 exons.
CCAGGACACUGAUUAUCAGACGAUAUAUCCGUUAUUAGCUCUUUCCAAAUUUUUGAAUCCUAUUCUUAUUAUAAUACGGAUCUACCCCGUGAAACAUAUGCAUAAAUAUGGCUGCUGGCUACUGCAGCUGACCCGACUCCAUCAAGACAGUCCAUCGCGACUCAUCUCGCAAGAAGUCUUCCUCGGAAGAAGCGAUUCAGACUCGCGCGGAAUCUGCGAGCAUACUAGUAUGACGAUCAUAGCCGAACAAAUCAUACUCGGUCAGAUCAUUGAUCGAUUGACAGCCUGCUACAUUGCGUUGCAUCGGGCGCUUGAUUUCAAGUGCUAAAUGUGUCUUCUCUCAUUUCUGAGUCUGGACAGUCUCCACCUGGAACGGUAGUAUUCGCCUCAUGGGUUCUCCCCCGCCAAUAAAAGGCCCUCUAAAAGUUCCUCCCCCUCCUUCUCUAAACCUUCGUCCCCUCUAACAGUCAUGUCCCACCCAAAAAUUCAUCUGAGUGACAUCGCCCCAAAGCCUCGUUGGAUGACCUCUUGGGAGAGGCUCAAACACAAGAAGGAGGCCCACUGGCUCAUGGAAAUCGUUGCAGAAAUGCUGGGGGUGUUUCUUUACGUCUACGCGGGUCUGGGAGCCACUGCUGCAUUUGUUGUGGGAAGUCUCACCGGGACCAAUGGAUUAGGAUGUAAGUCUCCACCCUUUUGCUCAACAAUUUCGUUAUACACGGUUGGCUUCGCCUACUCCAUGGGCGUCGUAUUCGCCGUCUCACUUUGUGCUACGACGUCGGGGGGCCACUUCAAUCCAGCCGUCACGAUCUCAUCUGUUAUCUUCCGAGACUUUCCUGCGCGCAAAGCGGCCAGAUAUAUCGCAGCACAGAUCCUGGCAGGUUACAUCACGUGCUUCAUCGUCUAUGCCGAAUGGAAAGAUUUGCUUGAGGUUGCGGAGAACGUUUUGAUUGAAAAAGGCUUAUACGAGAGCGUGAUGUUUUCCAGCAGUGGGCCAGCCGGCGUAUUCGGUUUAUACGUCGCCCCUGGAACGAACCUGGCCCGCGUGUUUCUCAAUGAAUUUGUUACUGACUUCCUCAUCGGCCUAGUCAUUUGGGGUUCCCUUGACCCCACCAACCAGAUGAUCCCACCAGCAGCCGCACCUUGGAUCGUCGGUAUGGCAUACGCCGUUGCAGUCUGGGGGUACUCACCUACCGCAAUCGCCGCCAACACCGCCCGUGACGUCGGUGGCCGUCUCAUGGCUAUGACCAUAUGGGGAUCGCAAGCCUCGGGAGGGACUUACGCAGCUAUCGCUGCGCUGACGAAUAUCCCCGCCACGCUUCUCUCCGCUACGGUGUAUGAGCUGUUCUUGGGAUCUGCAACGCGGACGCUUACACCACACCACAUUCCUUUUCUCCGCGCUCACAAACAGUACUGCGAAGACAAUAAACUCGCACCAUACGGGUACCUCGAAGGGCUUAACCCACGACGCGACCGAUCGGAAUCACUCGACGAGUCAGACGUGGGGGAAAAGGAGCGAGAUAGUCGGAUCGAGAGUAGUGGAUGA